CCAGGACAGGGACUGAGAUUAUCUGAGGGAUUUACCUGCAGGAUUUACCGGGCUUUCUAACCAGAUGUACAUUUUUCUGUUGCAUUUUCGUUUCACUGAUAACCGGAAGCAGCAGGACGCGACGGUGUCUGUGACGAAAGGCUUCCAGGAUACUGGGACUUUCCGUAACGUUACCGACUGAAUUGCGAAGCGGUCCUGCUAUCAUUAAACUAAAGAGGGACAUCCAUUAUCCUUACCAAAGGAGGAUAAAAUUUUUCUUAUUGGGUUUUUUCUAUUCAAUUAUGGAGACUUAGACACCUACAAAAGGGAUGUUCGAGAUGGGGGGAGGGGUUUGAGAGCACAUAUCCCUUGGUCUGUGUGUGUGUGUGUGCGCUUGAGACAUUUAUUUAACUUCUAAUGUUCAUACACAUGAUCACAUACCGUAUGUUAAAGUUUGUAUGGUUCAAUAAUUUAUUAGACAUGUAUGUGCUAAAUAUAAAAGAUAAUAAAGUUUAUACUGAUCCUGGGUGAUCAUCUGUAAUAUUAUGAUUAUUGAUUUGAGGAUGCAUUUUAAUUACGCCUUUUUAAAAUAGUCCAUUCUUUUUAACUGUACAGGAUGUGUUUUGUUUGACAUACAUCCACUGGGACUGCAACUGAAAAAGCUGUUUCAGCAGUUAAAUGUUCAGAGGUAGUACUCUCUACUGGGUACAUGUAAAAUGUGUAAAGUACAGGUUACAGACAACUGUGUCCUUGGGCACCUUGUGCAGUUUGUAUCCAAUGCUGUGGGAUGAUGGUGGUUGCUGGACUGGUAGUUUUAUUUCUUCUGCAUUCUCUAAGUUUCACACUUAGCCAAUCCUCGCUUUCUAUUUUACUGUCUCUCCCCCACCCCCGAUCUGUUUGCUUAUUUUCUGUCUUAGUGUGAGUGAGUGUGUCUGUGUGAGAGAGCAAGACCUUGGGUUUUCUCAAACCCCUCUCCCUUUGAAGGACAUCUCUUUUGCCAUAAAUUCCUCUACUUAAAUACAAAAAUGGAAACUCUUGUUCAACUCAAAAACAACCCGUUUUUGAUGGGGUUGUGUCGCAAUGGCCCUCCACCUGAUCUGCAAUAUGAUAACUCCUCAGAGCUCUUUCGCAUCUCUACUUUUGCUCGAUUCCCAUCUUCGGAAGUCACAGAGCGAAGUCUGGCGAGGGCAGGUUGGUUCUACACCGGUGUGGGCGACCGCGUGCAGUGUUUCAGGUGUAAUGUGACGGCAGAGGGCUGGCAGGCCGGAGACUGUCCAACAGAGAAACACAGACAGCUAUCUCCUUCCUGCUCCUUCAUCCAGAGCCUCCCAUCUACAGCCAACCUGCUCUCCUCCUCUCACUCCGCCUUCUCCCCACUCCGCAUUGCCCCAGCCAUACCGCUUUCUGGUCCAGGCCCAGCUGCUCCUAACCAAGGAGAGGAUCCAAUCGGCUAUCUAAAUAUGGGCUUCUCUGCACCACCACCCUCCAGCCCACUUAGCUCUCGUGGUGUAGAGGACAUGUCCCACCAGAGACCAACAUGCCACAACCCCAGCAUGCGCAGAGAGCAGGACCGCCUGGACUCCUUCCACCCCUGGACGCUCUCUAUCAUAACUCCUGCUGAGCUCGCCAAGGCGGGCUUCUACUACCUGGGCCAGGGCGACCGAGUGGCCUGCUUCAGCUGUGGAGGACAGGUGUGUAGCAUCACAGGGACACAAACCACUGCUGCCCUCAGGAAGCAAAUAGCUGACAAGUUGAGUAACUGGGAGCCAGGUGACAGAGCCGUCUCCGAACACCAGAGGCAUUAUCCAAACUGUCGUUUUGUGCGGGGGGACAGAGCCGACAACGUGUCGCUGGCCGGAGCUGCUUCUGGAGGAGUAACUUCUCAACUGCCUGCAGGAGCCCCAGCCCUCAAUGAUGUGUCCAACCCUGCCAUGCAUCAGAGCGACGAGAGGCUGCUCACUUUUGUCAACUGGCCGUCUCGUAUCCCUGUCCGGCCUGACCAGCUGGCUAAAGCCGGCUUCUACUAUGUUGGUCGUAACGAUGAUGUCAAGUGUUUCUGCUGCGAUGGAGGCCUGCGAUGCUGGGAGUCCGGAGAUGAUCCCUGGGUGGAACAUGCUAAAUGGUUUCCUCGGUGUGAAUACUUGCUCCAGGAGAAGGGACAAGAGUUUGUUCACCAGAUCCAAGCUCGUUUCCCUCGGCUGUUUGAGCAGCUUUUAACAAAUGGAGACAGCAGCUCCAGAGAGUUUGUGGAUCCACCUGUGGUUCACCUUGGUCCAGGAGAAGAGCGGUCUGAGGACGCUGUCAUGAUGAACACCCCUGUGAUUAAGUCUGCUUUAGAGAUGGGCUUUGAGCGUAGUCUAGUCAAGCAAACAGUCCAGAGCAAGAUCCUGACCAGUGGAGAGAACUACAGAACGGUCCAGGAGCUGGUUUCAGACCUGCUGAGUGCCGAGGAUCAGAAAAGGGAAGAGGAGCGAGAGAUGCUGGCAGAGGCGAUGGCUUCAGAUGGUUUCACCUUUGUGAAGAGACACCAGGCAGCAUUGAUCCAGCGUCUGAAGAGUGUCGAGCCAGUGUUGGAGCAUUUAAGAGAGCAAAAUGUGUUAUCUACAGAGGAGUACAGCGGUCUUAAGGCUCAGACGUCGGCCCAGCAGCAAACUGCCAAGCUGAUAGAACUCGUCCUCACCAAGGGAAACGCUGCAGCCGAGGUCUUCCGCAACUGGAUCCAGAAAAACGAUGUCCAUCUGCUCAGAGAUCUUAUGGCCCAAUCAAACGAAGCUGCAUCACCAAGCCAAGAUCUUUCAGACCUCCCCAUGGAGGAGCAGUUGCGGCGCCUGCAGGAGGAGCGUACCUGCAAGGUGUGCAUGGAUAAAGAAGUCAACAUCGUUUUCAUCCCAUGUGGACACCUGGUGGUGUGCAAAGAGUGCGCUCCAUCACUACGAAAGUGCCCAAUCUGCAGAGGCCUGGUCAAAGGCACGGUCCGAACCUUCCUCUCAUAACCAGGAGGCUUUUUUUUAAUUAUUAUUAUUAUUAUUAUUAUUAUUAGAACCUUUAAAUGUUAUAAUAACCAGGAGGAUGUGAGCCGUGUUGCCUCAGUCUCGUGUCACAACGAUGUAAUUGAAUGUAAGCAAUUAUAUACAUUUAUAUUUAUUGAGAAGAGCAGGAAGGUUGUUGUGCAUCUUUUUUCCCCGACAUUAUCUAAAUAACUAGAUGAAACUCACAGACAUAAUCUUACCUAAAAGAUGUAAAAAUACAGUAAGUUGUAAUGUUCAGUACAAGGCUUUUCACGAUUUAAUCUCAGAUUUUUCAACACAUCGGCUGGCUUUUAUUAUUAGGACUGGGUGAUAUGUUUGAGAUCAUAUCAGUAUCAUAAAUAUCUCAAUAUGGAAGUAAAAUAACCAACGUUCAAUGGAAUUAAGAUGAAAAACAAAAACUUCAAUAAAUUGUUUCUAAAAUGACGUAAGAUUGUAUGAUGAAAUGAUAUCUGUGAAAGUCUGUAACAGUAGCCCUGCAGUAAAUAUCAGUUUGAUGAAUGUUUAAAUCUUUUUUUUUUUUAAUUGUCAGAAGUAUCAAUGAGACGGUCAUUUAGCCUUGAGUGUGUCAAGUACAGGCAGCGACUACUGUAGCUGCACAGGUCUGAUAAAUUGUGACCCUAAAUUUUAAUUCAUCUGUCUGUAAUACUGUGGUCAUCAAUAUGUUAUGUGGGAAAAUCUCAAACGCAGACACAGUGGUCGCAAGUGGACUCAGUGCCGACUGAAUCCAAAAAAAUAACCACAUUCCAUCAACAGCAUCUGUCCCAAAUUUUACAUUAUGAACUUUAUCAAUUUAUAUUUACUGCAGGGCUUCUGUCUUGUUUUCAUUAACUUCUUGUAUAUUCAGAAAAACACUGAAGUUUUACUUUCAAGAGUCUAAUCACUUUAAUUGUAAGGCAUAUUCUCAUUUUCUGUAUUUAAAAAAAGUCAACCAGCCAACUGUCAAAUUGAACUGAUGUUUGUGAAUUACUGUACACCCUCCAUCUCCAAUGUAACUACAGCGAUUAUAUCUCUUACUUUACAGAAAACAUGGAUAUAUUCUGUUCUUUAGUUAAUUAAAACAAAGUUUAACAUGUCCUAGUCCUUUUCUCAGUCUGGGCAGUGACAUUUGGUGAUACUAGUCCUGCAUUUUCCCUGAGCUUUAACACCAGAAUUUGGUUAAGUGGUCUGCACUUGCUGUUAUUAAUUCAGUGAAUGUGGGAACAAUAAAAAUAAACUUGUGCUCCAUA
Siniperca chuatsi (mandarin fish) is the source of this 4234-nucleotide messenger RNA. It is a transcript of the gene birc2, whose product is annotated as baculoviral IAP repeat containing 2. Bases 1005 to 2972 code for a protein of 655 amino acids. NCBI's taxonomy places the organism in Eukaryota, Metazoa, Chordata, Actinopteri, Centrarchiformes, Sinipercidae. Gene Ontology annotation, biological process: negative regulation of necroptotic process; negative regulation of apoptotic process; regulation of cell cycle. The transcript is spliced from 13 exons. The record is from RefSeq and is a predicted model, not a curated record. Gene Ontology annotation, cellular component: nucleus; cytoplasm. Gene Ontology annotation, molecular function: cysteine-type endopeptidase inhibitor activity involved in apoptotic process; ubiquitin protein ligase activity.